This is a messenger RNA of Lodderomyces orthopsilosis Co 90-125, 210 nucleotides long. RefSeq lists its product as uncharacterized. Bases 1 to 210 code for a protein of 69 amino acids. The record is from RefSeq and is a predicted model, not a curated record. NCBI's taxonomy places the organism in Eukaryota, Fungi, Ascomycota, Pichiomycetes, Serinales, Debaryomycetaceae. The transcript has a single exon.
AUGGUUUUGGAAAGUGGGAUAGCUCCAUUGGAGGUGUGCUUUAGUUACAGUGACUACAAUAAGGCGUUCCAUCCAAAUGAAAUUCAAGUUGAUAACCUGCAAUACGACAUAGAAUGUGAUGGUGUAGAUGUAGAUGUAGAUGUACAUAUGAAUUCUGAACAAGCACAAAGCUGUAAACGAGAAAAGGGGUCCAUACAGAUGCUACUCUGA